AUGUUGCGUACGUUUUGUCUUUUGCUUUUAUUUAUUAUUCAGUUUAAUUUAAAUAUUUGUGAGAUUCCAUCUAUUAAUAAAUCCAAUUGUUCAUUAACAUUUCAAAUUCAAACAAUCUAUCAAUCAAAUAAAAUUCAAACAGAUUUUCCUAUUGAAUUUAUAGGGACUUAUAAUUUAACAUGUAGUUUAAAAAAUCUAACGGCUUAUUAUAAAAUAACUCCAUUAGCUAUUCUUGUUGUUGGUAAAUAUAAAAUUGGACAGGAAAAUUUUAAAUCAAUGGUAGAAUUAUAUACAUCAAAAUUUAAAUUUAGUAUUAAUCAAUCAUCAACAAUACGUUUAUGUAUUUUAUCGAAUGAUGAUGAUGAUGAUGAUGAUAAUGAUCAUGAACAUCGAAUAUGUCGACAAAUUCAUAUUGGAAUAAAUACAUUAUAUACAUUUUGGACUUUACCAAUGAAAAUUCUUUAUUUUUCUUUACCAUGUUUAAUAAGUACAUAUUAUUUUGUCUAUGCGUUAAUAAAUAAUUGGUGUAAACAUGAAACAAAACCGAAAUCAACAUUUGCAUCAACAAAUUAUAAAUUUUUACGUAAAAAUGAAACAUUUGAACAUGAAAAAGUUCAUGAAGAUAUGUCUGUUGAAGAAUAA
Messenger RNA from Adineta steineri, 642 nucleotides. NCBI's taxonomy places the organism in Eukaryota, Metazoa, Rotifera, Eurotatoria, Adinetida, Adinetidae. The record is from the annotation of a GenBank genome assembly.